Molecule: messenger RNA, 1103 nt
Organism: Salvelinus sp. IW2-2015
Lineage: Eukaryota; Metazoa; Chordata; Actinopteri; Salmoniformes; Salmonidae
Gene: lix1
Product: limb and CNS expressed 1
Biological process (GO): autophagosome maturation
Cellular component (GO): cytoplasm
Source: RefSeq, a predicted model, not a curated record
AGUUGAGUUAAGGGGAAGUGCAGUCUUUAUCCUCUCAUUUUAAAAAGUAUUGAGUGGAGCUGCGUUUGGAGUAGUUUCCCACUGCUUGCUGCGCUCUCCAUGGAACAUGGUUUGAACUAGACUGAGCGUGUGUGUGAGCAGGAUUGAGUGUGUGCAGGAAGACUGAGAUUGAAGAGGAUGAGCCAAGUUUGUGGUUCUCCAUACGAUAACACGAUGUCACACCUUCUGUCCCCAAGUGACUUCGGUACCAGCCUCAAGGACUUGAACAUUGUGGCCAUGUUGCAUAACUUUUGGGAGCAGAAGCAGGUGGAACAAGACAAUCGGUCCGACAGCCAAUCAGAGGACUCGGUGAAGGGCUCUGCCAGCCAAUCAGAGUGCUUGUUGUUGUAUGAGUCUGCCCCUUCCCCAAGACCCCCUUACAUCUACUACGUCACUCUGCCUGGAGGAAGCUGCUUUGGAAACUAUAAGGAGUGUGAGACGCAGGCGGAAGCUCGUAGGGAUGCGGCGCGUGUCGCUCUGAUGAACUCUCUAGUGAACGAGCUGCCGUCUAGACGAAUCACUCCUCUGUUCAUCACACACAGCCUGCAGGAGGCUGCUUCAGCCAGCACCGUCUCUGUGGAGGAUGCCUGUGAUCCUAGCACCAGUUUAGGAGCCUAUUGUCUCCUGCUCCAGUCAUACACUGGCAGAACCAUGUUGGAGUUCCAGGAGGGGAUGACAGUGUUUCAGUUGUUACACUGGAACGGGACGUUGAAGAUUCUAAGGGAAAGACAGUGUUCCCGCCAGAGUGUGAUUGGUUAUUACUUGCAGCGGGGACUGGAUGCCAGCAUGCGCAGCAGCAUGGCUCUGGAUUGGCUGGGCAGGGAGCGGCAGACUCCAAGGCAGCUGAGGAUGGAGCUACGAACAGCACAGAGGGAACUGGACGUGGCUAGGCGUCAUGGCAAUGAACUCCGCUUCUACAAGGAGAAAACAGAGAUACUUAGCCUGGCACUGAGUCAAGAAUUCACACAUGGACCACACACAGAUUCACAAGAAUCACCUGAACCACACAUACACCACCAAUGAGUCGCACAUACACACACAAACUACAUGAACCACUUGAACCA